AUGCGACCGCGCCUGUGCCUCGGCGGCCUCGUCGCCCUCUGUGUCUCCGCCGCCUCCGGGGAAACCUACCUGUCGUUCCAGCGCACGACGGACGUGAUCGGCGUCGCGAGCAGCUUCGACGCCGACGGCUCCCUCCCGCUCGGAAAUGUGACCAUCUCCAUCGUCGCGCGGCUGCACGCGUUCCGGAAGCACUCCGCCUACGUGUUCAUGUCCAACUGGGACUUUUCGAUGCGGCUCGCGGCGGACAACGCCGCGGGCAUCAACUUCGACGGGAAGACCUUCGAGGUGCCCGCGCUCGAAGGCGUGAACGUAAACGACUGGCACCGGUACACGAUAAGCUACGACAAGGGCCGGGACGUGCUCUCGCUGCGCGUGGACGACGCGCUGCGCUGGAACACGACGGCGGAGAAAGCCUCGAGCUCCACCGCCGGCGUCUUCGGGCCGGGCGCCAUAGAGACGAUCUACUUUGGCCAGUACGGCUCGUACGCCGACGGCGCGUUCACGCGGUUGCACAACGACUUCGUCUUCCUCGGAGGCCUGCGGAGCGUCGCGAUCUGGGCCAACGCGAUCGCGGAGGGCUCCCCAGCUAUCCGCUACGAGAUGAACACGUCCUCGACGCUGAAGAACCUCGGCGCGGCGGGCGCGCGCUACGACGGCGUCUCGGGAGGCAUCGCCGCGGGAGACACGUUCGCGUCGAGCUUCGUCAACGAGGCGGACGCCUACGAAUGCUCCGCCUUCUCGGCGACGCUCACGUCCCCGACGCUCUCGGACUACUCGCUCUCGAGUCGUCCGCGGCUCGACAACGCGACCUACGAGCUCGCGGAAGACGACUCCUUCGAGUUCCUGCCCGAGGGCUUCGACGACGCGGGGAUGCCGAUGCGCUACUCCGUCGUCUCGCUGCCGCCCUCGGGCACGCUCUACGAGGUCGACGUGAGCAAAGGAGCAGACGACGUCCUCGUCGACGCCGCCCCCUACGAGCCGACGUUCGUCUUCUCGCGCUACAAGUACGUGCCGAGCGACGACUUCGACGGGUCGGAGAUCGCCGACUUUUACAGCACCACGAGCAACAAUCGCACCUCGAAGAUCGCGACCCUCCGCUUCGUCAUCGCGUACCCCGUCGACGACCUGCCGUCGCCGUCGUCGACGAACGUGACGCUCGACCAGUUCGCCAACGCGUCCUUCGUCGUCGCGUCGAGGGACGAGGACACGGCCCACACCGUCGUCGUCGUCGCGUCGCUCCCCGUCUACGGCGACCUCUACGUCACGCACGAAGGCGCGACGACGCUCGUCUCGGCGCCGUUCGAGCCGUCGACGCGCGUGGCCACCUUCGACCAGUACGCGUCGGCCGUCCACGCCGUGUCCACCUUCUGGCCGUCGAGCAAGGACGUGGAGAACGGCGAGGGCGUCCUCUAUCCGCGCUGGCACCCGAACCAGAUCCUGGGCCCGGGCGACGCGCCGGACGCGUGGGGCGACAGCGACCGCGCGUACUGCCCGUCGACGCUGCAGGGCGGCACUGGGUACGCCGCCUCGGGCUACACGGAGUUCAUCGAGAUCGAGAUCGACGAGGCCGUCUACGUCACGAGGCUCGAGAUCGGCGAGAACCGCGGCAUGGGCUCCAUCACGUCGCUCAAGGCCUGGGACGCCGUCUCCGAGACCUACUCCGUCCUGUGGGCCGACGACGCGGACGCGCGCAUCGAGGCCGAGUUCCGCCGAUUAGGGUUAGGGUUAGGGUUAGGGUUACCGUUAGGGUUAGGGUUAGGGUUAGGGUUAGGGUUAGGGUUAGG
Aureococcus anophagefferens is the source of this 1784-nucleotide messenger RNA. RefSeq lists its product as hypothetical. NCBI's taxonomy places the organism in Eukaryota, Pelagophyceae, Pelagomonadales, Pelagomonadaceae. The record is from RefSeq and is a predicted model, not a curated record. The annotation marks the transcript as partial. The transcript is spliced from 4 exons.